This is a messenger RNA of Octopus bimaculoides (California two-spot octopus), 342 nucleotides long. RefSeq names its product protein GVQW3-like. The record is from RefSeq and is a predicted model, not a curated record. Gene Ontology annotation, molecular function: histone H3K36 methyltransferase activity; single-stranded DNA binding; single-stranded DNA endonuclease activity. Gene Ontology annotation, biological process: double-strand break repair via nonhomologous end joining; DNA double-strand break processing; replication fork processing. Gene Ontology annotation, cellular component: nucleus; condensed chromosome; site of double-strand break. NCBI's taxonomy places the organism in Eukaryota, Metazoa, Mollusca, Cephalopoda, Octopoda, Octopodidae.
AUGGCUGACGAAAUAGUUUUCAUGCUUCAAACAUCUGAGAAGGACGCUAUCAUGAACAAAUCAGAAGUUUACGAGUGGUUUUCACACUUUAGGAAUGGUCACCGGUUGCUUGAAAGCCAAGCUCGUCUAGGACGACUGUUGACAUCCGGAACGAAAGAAAACAUCAUGAAAAUUUAUAAACUGAUCUUGGAGGACCGAACAAAUGUCGAACUUGUUGAUAUAAUUUGUGUGUCGUGGAGCUUCUGCCAACGAAGUUUGAGCGAAGAAUUGCGAAUGAAAAAAGUUGCAGCCAAAUUUGUGCCUUACUUGUUCACGGAAGGUGAAACGCAGUCUCGAGUAUGA